Messenger RNA from Musa acuminata AAA Group (dessert banana), 1240 nucleotides. Its product is annotated as protein LATERAL BRANCHING OXIDOREDUCTASE 1-like. The record is from RefSeq and is a predicted model, not a curated record. Bases 42 to 1100 code for a protein of 352 amino acids. The transcript has 3 exons. NCBI's taxonomy places the organism in Eukaryota, Viridiplantae, Streptophyta, Magnoliopsida, Zingiberales, Musaceae.
AGUGGAAGGGACAAAAGAAGCAGAGAGGAGGAAGUGCAGGGAUGGUUCUGGAAUUCGAUCCCGCCUUCAUCCAAGCCCCCGAGCACCGCCCCAAGCCCGCCGUCACCGAGGCCGGCGGCAUCCCCCUCAUCGACCUCUCCCCUCUCCACCUCCUCGAACAACACGGGGGACCACUCGUGGCGGGGUUGGAGGUGCUGGUGGCGCAGGUGGAGGCGGCUUGCCGUGACUGGGGCUUCUUCCAGGUGAUCAACCAUGGGGUGCCGCUGGCGGUGGUGGAACGAGCGUGGGCCGCGUCGAGGGGGUUCUUCGCGCUGCCGCCGGAGGAGAGGCGGCGUGUGCGGCGGAACGAGGUGAACCCGCUGGGGUACUACGAGGCGGAGAACACCAAGAACGUCCGGGACUGGAAGGAGGUGUUCGACUACGUGGUCCACGAGCCGGCCGACGCUGGUGGAGGCGUCGAUAGGCUGAUCGAGCUCCGCAACCAGUGGCCACAGUUUCCCCAUGGAUUCAGGGAAGCACUUGUUGAGUAUGCUCAGGCCACGGAGGAGUUGGCUUUCAAGCUGCUGGAGCUGAUAUCACUGACCUUGAGCUUGCCGCCAAAGCGACUGCAUGGCUUCUUCAAGGACCAGACCAGCUUAAUCAGGCUCAAUCACUACCCGCCCUGCCCCUCCCCUCACCUCGCCCUCGGCGUUGGCCGCCACAAGGACCCCGGAGCCCUCACCAUUCUCGCUCAGGACGACGUCGGCGGCCUCGACGUCAGGAGGCGGUCCGACGGCGAGUGGAUUCGCGUCAAGCCCAUCCCCAACUCCUUCAUCAUCAACGUCGGUGACAUCGUUCAGGUGUGGAGCAAUGACAAGUACGAGAGUACAGAGCACAGGGUGUCGGUGAACUCCGAGAGGGAGAGGUUCUCCAUACCCUUCUUCUUCAACCCGGCGCACGACGUGAUGGUGAAGCCCUUGGCAGAGCUGGUAGACGAGAAGAACCCGGCCAACUACGAGGAGUACAACUGGGGGGAGUUCUUGAAGACAAGGGCGGCGGGGAACUUCAAGAAGCUGGAUGUGGAGAACAUCCAGAUAUCUCAUUUCAAGAAGGCCAAGUGACGUGGGAAUCUGCAAAUGAAUUAUAAGUAUGCGAAGCAGUAAGAUACCGAUGAAAUAAAAUCUAGUUGAAAUGUGAUGUAUCGAAUGAUAAACUGCAAAAUUGGAGCUGCUAUUAAUAUAAUGCAAGUGAUAUUAGAUAA